AUGAACGAUCAAAAAGUAACUUCAACUAUGUAUUUUUCAACCACAGAAGAAAGUGAGUCCUGCUCUGUCCAACCCAAACCCCGUACAUUGGGAGGAGAAUCUACUAUUUAUGACAAGGCACAGAAGGAAAACCUUCCUCCAUUAGAGAAGCUCAAGAUUUCAGCAGCGUCUACAGCUAAUGGUGUUAAAUCCCUUCAUGAUCAGCCCGAGUCUGGGCCACUUCAGCAAGAUGGCAAAGAUGAAACUCCAGGAGCAGGAGGACAGAAAGAUGUGGAAGCAGUGACAGAGGCCCAGCCUUUAGAAGGAAAUGCCGAGACGGAACCUUUAGGAACAGAAGCCAGGCAUCAGCCUUUGAGGACAGCCGGCGAGAGGGACUCCCCUGGAGCCGUAGGAGACACCGAGACUCCACAGACUGCCAGAGAGAUGAAACCUCUAAGAAGAGCUGGAAAAAUCCCACCUCUGGAAGCAGGUAGAGAGUCACAACCUCCAGCAAAGCCCCAACUCCUAGACACCGUUCCCACGGAGACUGAAGCUCCAGAAAUAUUGGAAGGACAUCAGCCUGUUGAAACAGCCGAGGAACAUCAACUUCAAGAAACACUGGGGAGGGAUGAGCAAUCCCAACUUCUAGAAACAAUGUCCAAAGGGAAAGGAUUUCUGGAAAUAUCGGAAGGAAGUCAGCUUGUGGAAGCAGCUGUAAAGAACGAUUUGAUUCCUAAAACUCCUGAAGGCCUGGUAAACAUGGAGCAGAUUCAACCUGAAGGAAUAGUCGGAAGCGUGGAGCGUCCAGCAGGAACUCUGGAAACAGGGACAAACAUGGCAAUGGUCAGGAAAGUUCACACCAAAAAGGUGGACCACAACAUUGAAGGUGAGACAGGCGAAGAGGUUGGAACAGAGAUGGAGAAAGUAAGUGAAAGAGCUGAAACAAAAGGAGAAGAAACAGGAGGAGCUGUGGAUCUUCCAGCAGCCACCUAGAUAGAGCAUGCUGAUGCCAUCAAGAAUUGUUUUGCGAACCCAUCUUAGAAACGGGAAAGACCAUAGAGAUCAAACAGUGAAACGUGGCUUGUCAUGAAAACCGCUGGAGCGCCUGGUAACACGGCUGGUUUUGCUGCUUUGGUGAAGGAAGGAGCUCCCUAGGUCGCUGUGAAUCAUUGCUUUUACAUUAGCAUCAAGAAGUCUUUCCAGUGUCUUAAGAGCCACACUUUAUUUGAAUCACUGUC
Messenger RNA from Myotis lucifugus (little brown bat), 1217 nucleotides. RefSeq names its product glutamate rich 5 (gene ERICH5). Lineage: Eukaryota; Metazoa; Chordata; Mammalia; Chiroptera; Vespertilionidae. The record is from RefSeq and is a predicted model, not a curated record. Bases 1 to 972 code for a protein of 323 amino acids. The transcript is spliced from 4 exons.